Messenger RNA from Clonostachys solani, 201 nucleotides. The record is from the annotation of a GenBank genome assembly. Lineage: Eukaryota; Fungi; Ascomycota; Sordariomycetes; Hypocreales; Bionectriaceae.
AUGCAGUUCUCCGCCCUCGCCAUCGCAGCUCUUGUGCUGUCUUCCGGUGCAUCAGCCACCCACCGAGUUGAUCUUCGAUCUCCAAAGCUUCAGGGCCCCCAGCCCUUUCCAUGGCGUGCGACUCAUGUCCUUCGCGCCGGGUUUGGCCAGGUUGUCAUCCCUUCCGUCAUUACCCAGCUUCCUAAGCCUCAGUGUAAGUAA